CAAUCAAUGAUUUUUUGAAUCCAGAGGAUGAAAAUAUAAUCAAAAAAGAUGAGCUAACAAAUAAGGAAAUUCUAGAGAUUGUUUGUAGUUUGGAAACAGAAACAGAUAUCAUAAAAAAUGAAGAUGAUAGCUCAGAGCUUCCAAUGAUAUCGAUUUGA
Molecule: messenger RNA, 158 nt
Organism: Acaulospora morrowiae
Lineage: Eukaryota; Fungi; Glomeromycota; Glomeromycetes; Diversisporales; Acaulosporaceae
Source: the annotation of a GenBank genome assembly